This is a messenger RNA of Symbiodinium pilosum, 456 nucleotides long. NCBI's taxonomy places the organism in Eukaryota, Dinophyceae, Suessiales, Symbiodiniaceae. The record is from the annotation of a GenBank genome assembly.
AUGGAAGAUCUCCGGAGAGAAGCAGAGGAGCAUGCAACAAUGAUGGAGGACCAGGUGGCAGAACUAGAUGCUCGUGUAGACACAUUGGGUUCUGAGCUUCAGGACAUGGUGCAGACGCAAGAUGCACGGCUUCAAGUGGACAGUGUUGGGGAAAGAGCUCUUCGGCUGGCCCUCCGAGCACAGAGGGCUGCCAACACGCAAGACUUCUCAGAGGAUGUGCGUGAGAUGCGUGAGGAGUUGACAGAGAUGAGCGAGGAUUUGACUUCGUUGUGGCAGCGGGUCCGAAGCAGCGAGCUAGGGCUUGACUCCAUGGCCGAAGCUGUCAGCCGCAUCUGCGAGGAGUUGAGCCAUCUGAAAGCGCGAAGAGCUGGCCCUGGCUGCGUGACGCAGCCAACUGCCUCAGGCAGCCCAGCGAGCUUAGGGCGUGGAGAGGCGUCACGUGAUGGAAGCGAUUGA